This is a messenger RNA of Thrips palmi, 4149 nucleotides long. It is a transcript of the gene inaD, whose product is annotated as multiple PDZ domain protein. The record is from RefSeq and is a predicted model, not a curated record. Bases 139 to 2541 code for a protein of 800 amino acids. The transcript has 19 exons. Gene Ontology annotation, molecular function: protein binding. NCBI's taxonomy places the organism in Eukaryota, Metazoa, Arthropoda, Insecta, Thysanoptera, Thripidae.
AGCGCCACCAGUCGGCGCGUGAGCCUCCAGGUCGAGAAACCGGCGCGGUCCCACGAGCGGCGCUACAGCUCCGUGUCGCCCGUGCCGCACGUGCGCGUGUGGGAGCCCUCGGACCAGGCGCCGGAACAGGCCGCCGACAUGACGGUGUCGCAGCCCCAGGGCCACGCCGGCCACCAGGACCACCAGGCCUCCGCCAUCCUGCUGGCCAAGCGGUGGGGGCCGGAGAGGAUCGUGGCGGUGCGGCGCGAGCACGACUCCAGCCUGGGCAUCAGCAUCGUGGGCGGCAAGGUCGACCUCUACAACGCCGGCCCCGACAGCAGCUCCUCAAUCACCGGCAUCUUCAUCAAGAACGUCCUGGCGCAGAGCCCGGCCGGCAGGACGCAGGAGCUUAAGACGGGCGACCGCAUCCUGGAGGUGGACGGCAUGGACCUCCGGUCCGCCAGCCACGACCGCGCCGUGGAGGUGAUCCGCGCCGCCGGCAACCCCGUCCACUUCCUGGUGCAGUCCCUCAUACAGUGGAGCGGGGCCGCUCCGCUCCCGAGUCAUGCGCCCCACGCCUCCUGCACAGGACCUGCCCGCGGAAGCCUGGCCAGCGUGGGAUCAUCCCAGGGCUCCCUGCGACGCGCCGCCCCACAGCCCCCCGCCAGCGGCGCCGCCGCCAAGCCAGCCGCCAAGCCGGCCGCCGCCUCCUCCAGCGAGGAGGACUCCGACGACGACGAGGACACCCGGGACAUGGAGGGACGCAUCUACACCAAGAAGGGCAAGGAGAUAUCCAGAGCGAGUGCCGGAGCAGUGAAGCGGAGCAAGGACGAGAUCGCCAACGACCCCGAGGAGGAGGACGAGUUCGGCUACACGAUGAACAAGAUCCGGAAGCGGUAUGGGCCCGCGGUGUCGACGGCCGGCCCCGGCGGCUCGGUGGAGCUGGCCGUGCUGGAGCGGGGGCCCUCGGGGCUGGGGCUGUCGCUGGCCGGCCACAAGGACCGCGCGCGCAUGGCCGUCCUCGUCUGCGGCCUCAACCCCAACGGGGCCGCCUUCAAGAACGGCGACAUCAAGGUCGGCGACGAGAUCCUCGAGGUGAACGGCGUGGUGCUGCAGGGCCGAUGCCACUUGAAUGCCUCGGCCAUCAUCAAGGGGCUGCCCGGACCAGUGUUCAAGGUGGUGUUGUUGAGGCGCGACGCGGCCGUGGAGGAGCUGGCGGUGAAGCCGCUGACUCAGUUCCCCGUUUCUCUCGACGACGAGACGCCCGAGGAGCGGUACAAGGACUUCAAGGGACUGCGCACCGUGACCAUCAACAAGGGAGCUCAGGGUCUGGGAAUCAUGAUAAUUGAGGGCAAGCAUGCUGAGGUGGGUCAGGGAAUCUUUAUCUCUGACAUCCAAGAGGGCAGUGCUGCAGAGCAGGCGGGGCUUACUGUAGGAGACAUGAUCCUGGCAGUUAACAAGGAUUCUUUGCUGGGCUCUAAUUAUGAGGCGGCUGCAUCGUUAUUAAAAGAAACAAAAGGAAUGGUUAACUUAGUAGUGUGUAAUCCCAAUAAAGCAAAGGAGGAGGAAAGGAAAGCAGCGGAUGGGAAACUGAAUGCAAAAGGUUCUACAGCUCGUAGUCCUACUCCAACACAACCAGCUGUCCCUGAAAAGCCAAGAUUGGAUUCUCAAAACGUGCCUCUUGCUACUGCUUCGCGAACUGCUCAUCAUUCUCCGUCUCGUCACUCAGAACAACCUGCUCUUCCUCCGGCUACUGCUCCUGUUGUGGCAGGGCAAGAAACAACUAUUGAAAUAGCUAAAGAAGAGAAAGCCCUAGGUCUUUCUAUUGUUGGUGGCUCUGAUACCCCACUGGGAGUUAUUGUGAUCAAUGAAAUCUUCCCCGAUGGUGCUAUAGCCAAAGAUGCCAGACUUAAAGUUGGUGACCAGAUUUUGGAAGUAGGUGGACCUAAAGACACCGUAACGUAUGAUUUCCAUAGCAUCACUCACAGCAAAGCCAUUGCUGCAUUGCGACAGUUACCAGCAAAAGUGAAAAUGAUAGUGUACCGAGAUGAAGCCGUUGAAAAGGGGGAAGAUAUUUUUGAAUCAAUCGAUGUUGAACUAACUAAAAAGUCAGGGAAAGGAUUGGGACUAAGUCUAGUCGCACGCAAGGAUGGUAAAGGUGUCUACAUAGCAGACUUGAUACAUGGAGGUGCAGCUGAAGCUGACGGCCGUCUGAUGAAAGGUGAUCAAAUCAUGUCCGUCAAUGGACAGGAUCUGAAGGCAGCAUCUCAAGAGGAGGCAGCUGCAGUGCUCAAGACUGUUCUUGGCAAGGUUACCAUCAAAUUAGGAAGAUUGAAAACUGGGAAAAUUAACGAUUUGGUCAAGUCAAGUGUUUCCAUGGCUGCCCCAACCGCCCCUGCAGGAAAUAUGCCAGUCCCUGCUACCUUGCUUCCAUCCAUCCCAGACACUCACCUCAUCUCUUUGUCGACUGAGGAACCUGGCGUACUGAUUUCUUCAAAACGAUCCUCUAGCUUUCGUAGGAUUAUGACUCGUUGGUCAUUUCGCAGACGAAAACAAACUUAAUGUAGUUACGCUAAAGGAAGUUCAUCUUUCUUUUUGCAUGUACCUUUUAGGUGUACAAAGAAAGGUUAUAAAGCCUUCAGAGAGAAAUUUUCUGUGAUUUCUACUUAGUUUCUUUUUAUUUAUGAAUCAAUGGAAGAAAUAUCCCUUAAAGUUAAAUAUUUUUAAUAGAGUUUACACAUUAAACUUGUGCAGUUUUGUGAUUUUUUGAACUGAUAGUAGGAUUUUCAGUUGCUUAUGCACACAUUUAUGCUCAAAAUCAAAACCAGUAAAAUGUUUGUUUCAUAGUAUAUAGUAGUUUAGAAGUUUGUUUCUUUAUGAUAAUGACUUUAUAUGAGAGAGCUGGGGCUUCAAUGUAUCUCUGUUGUGUUUUCUUGCCAACAGUGCCAGUCUUGCCUUACCUAUGCAAGGCUGGUCAAUUACGGUAAAUAAUAAAUUUAUUGAGGUGUUUUUGUUGCAUGUCAUGCACACAUGGAUGCUCAUCGUAGUGGAAGCUCGUGUCUGAGUAUCAUAAUAUUGCCACAAUCUUGCCAUCUUAAGUUUUGCCUAGUUUGUUGGCUGUACCUAUCAGUGUACAUUUUUAUUUCUUAUUGUCCAUGAAUGCAUGUAGUAGUGCACUCAGAUGCUCUUUUGGCAUUUUGGAAAUCAGAUAGAUUUUUUUUUGUUUUGUAAGUUUUAUUUGCUGUGCUAUUUAUUUAAUAUUUAUUUAUUCAAGUGUUCAUCUGUGGUAUCUUGUGUAUGUUGUGAUAGGUGUAGCGUAGGACAAUAUAUUUUGUUGAUGUGUAUGAAAUAUUUGUGCCUGUACAAUUGUUGCAUAGGAUGACUGUUGCCUGUUGUAGAGAAUCUUGACUAGUUGGGAGCUUAUCAGAACUGAAAAUAAUUCAAUUGGAGAUUGCAAGUGACAUAGCAUGUGACAAGGGGUGCAUGACUCUAAAUAGAAGGGUUCCAGGGAGAACAGCAGGUCAAAACUAAGCUCAAAUGUAGUCAAUCUGAUGCGAAAGGAUGUAUGUCUCUUGGACGUCAAAAUUAUAUCCUUAGACCUCAUUAUGACCUCAUUUUGGCCCGCUUGUUCUCUUUGGGGUGCAUUAAAAUCACCCCUUCAUUACUUUGUUGAAUGAAGCAGGGAAUCAUGUGCAGCUUUCAUGUUAUCUGGCAAGCUCUUGAGUUAUACUAAUCUAAAAUUCAAAUGUUGCAUUUAUCCUAAGUCUAAUCUUAAUAUUAGAUGCUUCUUUUUACUGCACUUUGGGCCUCAUCAUUGUGGCCUUUGUGUGUCAACAAAGUGUACCAGAUGUAGUUAUUCUAUGUUGAGAGGAAAGAAGGGGCCAAUGCUGUGAUUUCUGCACAUGCCUUAAGGUAGAGAAAUUCUGGUACUGAGGCCUUUCCAAUUUAAAAUCCAUGUCUCGAGGGAAAUAUAGUUUUUUAGUGCUAUAAAGAAUAUGAAGUUUGUUUGUUGUGGGCUAAGUGCUUGUUUUGUUUGUGCUGUGAGUUCAAGUGAAUUUGUGUCAACACACAGUAUGGUUUGAACUCUAACCUUUCACAGAUGUAAUUUAUUUUUCAUAAUGGAAUAGAGAAAUAAUCAAUUGCCAUUACAGUAAAGCAAGUUUUGACCAA